Molecule: messenger RNA, 675 nt
Organism: Cercopithifilaria johnstoni
Lineage: Eukaryota; Metazoa; Nematoda; Chromadorea; Rhabditida; Onchocercidae
Source: the annotation of a GenBank genome assembly
AUGAUCUACAAUUUCUUUCUAUUGUCAUUAGUUUUUUGUACUUCAGGAUUUUGUACAAAAUGGCCAGAGAAAUUGGAUGAGAAAGCAUGUCAAAAAUUCUUUCCUUUAACAGUGUCUUAUUGCGAUUAUGUACAUCAAGGUAACUCACUACGUGAUAUGCGUUCACGUGUUAUUAUUGUUCAGCUUAAGCUGUCCGCAUUUCAUUUGGAUGAACAUGCUGUCGAUAAAUUGAUUCGGCUAGCAGGAGAUAGGUAUAAUCCAAAAAAUGAUAUGCUAACGAUUGUAACUGACAGGUGUUUUACAAGGAAACAAAACUAUGAUUAUGCUAUGUAUCUUCUGAUUGCUUUAUAUAGUGAGUCUUCCAAAGUCGAAGAUUGGGAAGUAAAGAAAUUUGAGAAUAUCCGAUUGAUAUCACGAACCACUGAUUUCAAAGGUUCCAAAAUGGAAAAUGAUUUGCAAAAUUUGCUUAGUAAUAUGAAGGAUGAAAAGAGUAAUGAAACAAUUGCGAGACAAAAAGUCGACUCGAAACUAGAGGAAUUUAGUAAAUCUUGGGAAAAUUAUAGGAAUAAUAAAGAAACAUUCGAAACAGUGCGUAAUUAUGCAGAAUCAGUCAAAAAAUUACUUGGGAUUUCUCAAUUACCUGAUCAAAAGACCAUCAAUACAUCGACAUCAUAA